Messenger RNA from Pneumocystis carinii B80, 1984 nucleotides. RefSeq lists its product as hypothetical. The coding region runs from base 32 to 1939 and encodes 635 amino acids. The transcript has 11 exons. The record is from RefSeq and is a predicted model, not a curated record. Gene Ontology annotation, biological process: DNA double-strand break processing involved in repair via single-strand annealing; double-strand break repair via homologous recombination. Gene Ontology annotation, cellular component: site of double-strand break. Gene Ontology annotation, molecular function: single-stranded DNA binding; damaged DNA binding; Y-form DNA binding. Lineage: Eukaryota; Fungi; Ascomycota; Pneumocystomycetes; Pneumocystales; Pneumocystaceae.
AGACACCUCAGAUCUAAGAUGAGAAGCUAUUAUGGAAGAAAAGGAUAUUAUAAGAGAAUUUUCAAGAGAAAUAGAUGAUUUUAAUAGAAAUUUAUUAAAUAUAACAUUUGAAUACAAAAAUUUACAAAAGAAAAAACUUGAAAAAUUUUCAGAAUAUUGCAGGAAAUAUGAGGAAACAAUAGAUUAUCAGAAUAAUAUAAUAAGAUCUCUUAUUAAGGAGAGAAAUAAAGAAAUCCAAGUAAUUCAUGAAUAUAAAGACCAAUUAGAAAAAGAAAAACAUCAUGAAUUAUUAUUAGAUUAUAAUAAUUAUAUUAAAUCAAUUUGCAAAAAAAGUUUAGAAUAUGAUAUAUUACUGUUUUUUCUUGAUAGAUAUGAGAAAAUGAAGGAAUCUCUGCUUUAUUUAUCAAAAAAAUAUAGAAAAGACAAGAAAAAAUGGAAAGAAUAUAUAAAUUAUUAUGAAAUAGAUAAAAAAUGUAAAGAUCAUGAAUUAUCUAAGGGUAUAAACAGUUUAAAUGGAAAGAAGAGUUCAGGAGAAAAUAGCGAUUCGAAUUUGCAAUCUUUAUUGAUGAAUAAAGUAGAUUCAAAUAAGCCAAAAACCAAUUCCCAGACUUUAGAAUCUUUAGUAUUGAGUGGUUCAUCAAAACCUAAUAUGAGUCCAUCAUCAUCAAUUUUAUCAGAAUGUCUUGAUAAAUAUAUUUUUGAUAAUCAAAAAGAUGCAUGUCAUAUAGGUGAAUGCUUAUAUAAUGAUUCUACAACAGAAGAUGAAAGUGAAACUAUAAAAUCAUUCAUUUGUGAUUCUAAUAUAAAAGAGUUGUUUAACGAUUCGAAAGUAAAUGAAGAAGAAAAAUCUAAUUUAUUUAAAUCUGUUACAUCAAAUAAUAACCCAGAAAUUCAUAAUUAUAAUUUAGAUGAUAUCAAGAAAAAUGAAAAUAAUUCUUUAAAAUCCUUUUCUAAAGAGAAUAUUGAAGGUUUUCAUGAUAUCUCAAAGAAUCUUCAAACAAUGACACCUAAAUCUGAACAGGUUGAAAAAAAUACAGUACUAAAUAUAUCUAAAUUCUUACCAACACCUAAACCAGAUUCUAGAUCUAUAUAUCUAAAAACUGAAUUGUUCAAUAAACAAAAAGAUAUGAAUAAGGAGAAUAUAUCAAAAAUUUCUAUUGAUCUUGAUACAUCUCACACUUUUUCAACAUUUAGUAACGUUCAAUCAUUAGCUAAUGAAACAAUGGAUACUUUGAAGACAAACAAGGAAUAUACUAGUAAUACUGAUUUAGGAUCAAUAUUAUUGAAAAAAAAGAAAGAUAUACUAAUUAUAGAUUCUUCUUCAGAAAAAGAGAUCAUAGAAAACACUCUUACUACAAAAAAAAGUAAUUCAGAUGAAAACACAAAUUUAAAACGUAGAAUUUCUCUUCAGCAUGAUGAAAACAAUAAACUAGAUAAGAAAAAUGAAUUUGCAUCUAAUUUCGAUAACAAAAAGCUAGGAAGAUAUGCAAAAAAAUCUAAAAAUACAGAAGAAUCUUUAAAUGAUUAUGUUAUCGACUUGAAUAAAAAUGAUAAUAUUCCUUAUGCAUAUGGUGAAGUAGUUAGAGAUAAAGCAUCUAGAAAACAUCUUCCUGCAUGUGCAUGUGACAAUUGCAUUAAGUUUUUUGAAGCACAUGGCCCAAUUGCUACUAUUUUUAAGCCCCAAUGGAGAUCACCUUCGAAAAAGGAAGUAUAUACAGAUUCAAAUAAAGAUCAUAUUUAUAAAAAUCUUCAAGAAGUAUCUCGACAUAGAGCUGCUUUUUUUAGACCCAAAACACCACCUGGGUUUUGGGAAUCUGAUUUUCCAAAUACACAACAAGAACAGAUUUACAGAAAACAAGCACAAGCACAGAAUAACGAAAGACUUAAAGAAAGACAACUUGAAGCAGAAAGAGGAGGAAGAUGGAAAAAAAAAGUUUAAUUACUAUAUAUUAUAUUCCUCAAAUCACUCUUACAAUAUAAACAC